AUGGUGCUAGGGACGGUCUACCUCGAUCCUGACCGCUACGCUCCACCACAUCGCUUCGAGCGCACACGCUUACGCAGCUCCGAAGUGCUUCAUGUUGUUUUAACCCUACUAGCGUUCACUGAAAUCCCUGACUGCGCUUCUAGGAAGCAGGGUCAAGUCGAUCUAGCCCAAUUAAAGAUGCCCGCAUUUGAACAAACCAAAGUUGCCGCCGAGGCUUUCGCUAAGCUGAUUUGUUGUGCUAAUCCGGAAUGUAGGCAAGAAUCUGACAACUUACAAACGCUGGGGACGACUUGUAAGCAUGCUUUCUGCUGGGACUGCAUCAAUUCUUAUUCAUCAAUGAACACGCUCGUUCUUUGCCCUAUGUGCGCGUGUCCUCUGGAAGUGAACCAUCCUAAGGCCGCUAUAAUCUUCAAUAAUCUUGCACAUCACAUCAACGAUUUCAGACUGUUGCUGGACGAAUACGAAAAAUGCCUCGCAAACGAAGGAGAAGUGACUGCUGCUGGUACGAUUGCACAAACACAGGCGCUUCUUAAAGGUCAUGACUUCGCCUCUGCAGAUGAAGUUAACCAAACCGCUAGGAACAACGCUGUCAACGAGUUCAUCAGCACUCAGCGUCUGUCUUCUGAAGACCUAGAGAACGAUCUUGACUUGGACUCACCUGCGAGUGAUUUCUCGGAGGAACUAAAUCUCACACCACCUCCAACCAAUCCUCAUUUGACCGCUGACGUUAAUGAUGGACAAAUCAGAGCGAAUUCGCAGACUGUUGUGGAGUUUGCGGAGUGCUUUGAUCGCCUUUCUGAUGAGGAUCUGGCAGUGACUCCAGUAGAGGACGGUAUUAUUACCGACAGUGCACCGCAGUUUGACCAGCCAUUGAUGUCAUCAACACAACGACCAAACCUGUUCCUUUCUCAAGCUCUUCAUGCUCGCAAUGAAAUGUUCCAGAAGGAGGCCACCCAGGAGGUGAAAACAUAUCGGGGCGAGAAAAGUUAUAAUUAUUUCGCGGUGAAACCUACAAAAACCUUUGACAAGGGAGGGAAAGACACUGAAGCACCGUGGCUGGACCUUCUUCGGAGGGGCCGUACAAACGUACCUCCGAAGACUACUCUGAAGAUUGAAAUACAGGAAGGAGAGGAAUUUGUGGUUCCUUCGACGUCCGUACAAGAUGAUCGAGUAACUCCUAAGCGAGGUCCUAAAGUAGAAAUUUCUUCGUCUUCUCGCGGCCGCAAGUCCUCAUUUUCUACUCCACGACCAUAUUCGCGUAUUGAUGAUCCGGUUAUGGAUGCAGUGAUCAGUGGUGAACUGGACCAAGUUAAGAGUGCUAUCGAAGCUGGACACGAUGUCAAUAACCGUGAUCAGCAGAAGCGAACCCCUCUCUUUGUUGCUGUCGAAAUGAAACGUUUGGAUAUUUGUAAAGUGCUUGUCGAGCGGGGAGGAGCAGUUAUUAAUGCUAAUUGUGGUCCCGACUGCAACACUGCCCUUCAUGUGGCUGUAGCACAAGGGAAUGAGGAAAUAGCCAGAUAUUUGCUAUCAAAAGGUGCCAGCAAAACGAUCCGAAAUAUUAGACAAGAAACACCAUCCCAGUUAGCACAACCUCGUUCACCACUACGUUCGUUGGUAGAGAAAUACCGCACCCACCCAAGACAGCUGUUGGUUCCGCGACUUCCUGAUGUCUACAUUGUAUGUUAUGCAAAAGAUGUAAAGAGAACCCUUACAUAUGGCGAGCAGUCGCUUCUUAACAAAUUGAUGACGGUCGUGGAAUUCUGCGAUGAAGCGACAACGCAUUAUGUUGUUGCAGCUGAUGCCGAUGGAGUCGCUAGUGUCGAUGCCGAUUUGUUAAGAGCAAUGCUGCAGAACACUCGCAUUAUGAGCGUGGACUGGCUGAAAGAGUGUGUGCGUUUAAAUAAAACAGUGCCCCAUUUGCAUUAUGAGGUUUCGAAGCUGAGAUACCUGGAAAACGAUGUGGUGGUAAACUCCUUGGAGCGAUGCAGAAAAAGCAAAGAAAGAAUGGAACCUGGACUAUUUCACGGCUGCGUCUUUUACUUACUGCUGAAGAAGUAUAAAGGCAUUGAUGAUCGUCGACUGCUUCCUGAUCUUAUAAGGCUCGGAGGGGGUGAGCUGUCUGUAGGCGAGCCAGAAUACGAAGAAAGUGCUCCCCUUCCAUUCCACGCACCGCAACUAUCAUCACCAAUAUUCAUCGUGUAUGACGUUACAAUGACAAGAAGUAUUCCUAACAAAUUCCAUCGUCAUCCUACUAGAUACAAUAUGGUAUCGGCGCAGUGGAUUAUUGAGUCUGUCAUGGAAUACGGCAUUAAACCAGUUGCCUAA
Necator americanus (New World hookworm) is the source of this 2325-nucleotide messenger RNA. RefSeq lists its product as uncharacterized. Gene Ontology annotation, molecular function: protein binding. The record is from RefSeq and is a predicted model, not a curated record. The transcript has 22 exons. Bases 1 to 2325 code for a protein of 774 amino acids. Lineage: Eukaryota; Metazoa; Nematoda; Chromadorea; Rhabditida; Ancylostomatidae.